Molecule: messenger RNA, 6298 nt
Organism: Menidia menidia (Atlantic silverside)
Lineage: Eukaryota; Metazoa; Chordata; Actinopteri; Atheriniformes; Atherinopsidae
Source: the annotation of a GenBank genome assembly
AUGAGGCCGGGCGGUACGCAGUUUGUCUCAGGUGAAAUUCAUCGCCUGCGUACACUAGAGGAUUCUGCCAUCGCACACCAGCCAAACUUUAUAAGAAUCCAUUCUAUUUCUGCCUUUGAUAUAGAUUUGAAAUGGCAGAGAGGUGAUUUAGGCAUCCAUUUUUGUCUUUGCAGUUUUGAUGUGGAGAAUGGCCUUCCAGUGGGACGCAGUCCUCUGGACUCUCAGACUAGCCCGGGCUCUGGUCUGGUACUUCAGGGCAACUACCCCCACAGUCAGCGCCGUGAGUCCUUCCUCUACCGCUCCGACUCAGACUUCGACCUGUCCCCUAAAGCCAUGUCCCGAAACUCAUCCACUGCCAGUGACCUGGAGGAGGGAUUGAAGCAUUGGGAAGUCAAUUGGCUACCUCGACACGGAGAAGACAUGAUAGUAACUCCAUUUGCCCAGGUUCUUGCCAGUCUGCGAACAGUGAGAAGUAACUUUGCUUAUCUGACGCAUCUCCAAGAUCGUGUGGGAAAUAAACGACCAUCGGGCAGUAACCAGACACCUCUGAGUAAGACUUGUCUCACAGAUGCGGAUGUUUUUCGCAGAGUAUCGGUCACUUUUCUGACCCACAGCGUGUGCUUCUGUGACCUUUCAGAGGAGCCUUAUCAGAAGCUGGCAAUGGAGACACUGGAGGAGCUGGACUGGUGUCUGGACCAGCUGGAGACUCUGCAAACCAGGCACUCAGUCAGCGAGAUGGCGUCCAAUAAAUUUAAGAGGAUGCUGAACCGUGAGCUGACACAGCUGUCGGAGACAAGCCGCUCAGGGAAUCAGGUGUCAGAGUUCAUUGCCAGCACCUUCCUCGAGAAGCAACAUGACUUGGAGAUCCUGUCUCCGCCUCUUAAGGAGAAGGAGAAGAAAAAGAGGCCGAUGUCCCAAAUCAGUGGCGUAAAAAAGGUUACGCAAAGCCCGAGCUUAGCCCCGUCCUGCAUCCCUCGCUUCGGAGUCAACACACCGCAUGAGAGCCAGCUGGCCAAAGAAAUCGAGGAUAUCAAUCGUUGGGGUAUGGACAUCUUCAAACUAGCAGAAUAUUCAGGAAACCGGCCUCUGACGGUGAUCAUGUACUCCAUCUUCCAGGAGCGAGACCUUCUUAAAACCUUUAAGGUGCCAAAUGACACCUUCAUUACUUUCAUGAUGACCUUAGAGGACCACUACCAUGCAGAUGUAGCUUAUCACAACAACAUCCAUGCAGCUGACGUGGUGCAGUCCACCCACGUCCUCCUGUCCACCCCAGCCUUAGAGGCAGUGUUCACUGACUUGGAGAUUAUGGCUGCUCUGUUUGCCAGUGCCAUCCAUGAUGUAGACCAUCCAGGAGUAACAAACCAGUUCCUCAUCAACACCAGUUCAGAGUUGGCUGUGAUGUACAAUGAUGCCUCCGUACUGGAAAACCACCACCUCGCUGUUGGCUUCAAACUACUGCAGGAGGACAACUGUGACAUUUUCCAGAACCUCAGCAAGAAACAGAGAGAGUCUCUCCGAAAGAUGGUGAUCGACAUGGUGCUGGCCACAGAUAUGUCCAAACACAUGAACUUCUUGGCGGACAUGAAGACAAUGGUGGAAACCAAGAAAGUGACGAGUCUUGGAGUCCUGCUGCUAGACAAUUACUCUGACCGCAUCCAGGUUCUACAGAACAUGGUCCACUGUGCCGACUUAAGCAACCCAACCAAACCACUGGAGCUUUACCGCAAGUGGACAGACCGCAUCAUGGAGGAGUUCUUCACCCAGGGAGACAAAGAGCGGGACAAGGGGAUGGAGAUCAGUCCGAUGUGUGACAAACAAAAUGCCUCCAUAGAGAAGAGCCAGGUGGGGUUCAUCGACUACGUUGCACACCCCCUGUGGGAGACCUGGGCAGAUUUGGUGCAUCCGGACGCUCAGGACAUCCUGGAUACGCUGGAGGACAACAGAGCGUGGUACCAGAGCAUGAUCCCCCGAAGCCCCUCACCCUCCAGCCCCGAGGAGCACCACGCCGAGGUGGGGCCGGCUGAUGGAGCUGGGGGCGCGGGGGGACCCAUCAUGUCAGGAGGACUAGUAGGAGGCGACAAGUUCCAGUUCGAACUCACCCUGGAAGAGGAGGAGGAGGACGAGGAAGAGGCGAGGUCCGACGCGGAGAGCCCCGUGGAGGAGGACUUCCCCCCCGGCGGCGAGAGGCGGCGGGGCUCCUCCUCCCCGUCUCUGUCUCCGGACCCCCGCGGCGGCAGAUACCGCCCCCCGUCGCCCCACCCGUCUCGGACCCUGAACCUGGCUUCCAUGUCCGUGCGGAGCCCCCACCCCCACCGGACGCUGGCCUCCCCGGGUCAGGAGGGGGCCGGCAUGGACAGAGAGCUUAGCCAGGAGGGCGAAGGCGUGGCCUGCCUGCGCAUGGGCACGUAAUAACCAGCACAAGCGGCCCGGCCCGAAGCACACAGGCGUGGGGUGUGCGGAGGCCCGGGCACGUCAAGCCUUUCCAAAUAAUGUCUGUAAUACACCACAGUCCCUUUACACUGGAGACACCCUCUCUGGAGAGAGCAGAGGAAACAUUCUUCCUCUGUCUUUUUAUUUUUCUCAACAAGAUUUAAUCCUUUAAGCCUCUGAGCGUCUGAGAGGCCUUAGUGUCCCGUCCUGGUUUGCUGUAGCUUCUGUCAGGGGUACUCCAGACAAAAAAAAACUGUUGCAUUCAAACUGGGAAGAAGAUCAGAUCCGCGGCCUGUACUCAAAUGAAAGAGAAAGGAAAAGGAAAUGUCUUCCUUCAAAAUAACUGUGAUGUCUGGACAUGAGCAGUGAAUGAGGAUCACAGCGGUGUGACAGGGUCUUGGAAAAAAAAAAAAAUUGCACCGUAGAAUAAUUUUAGGACACGAGAAUAUUGAGUCCUAGUUGGGAAAAGUGAGUAUGAUUCUUUUAGAAUGACGUGUGAGAGUAAUCAUUUUAACCAAAUACAGGAUGUAAAUGAGGAGCAAGAAAAUCAGUGGACAUUAACCUCAGGGUAUGAAGAGAAACACAAAUCUAAUGUAGCACAGAUGUAAUCCUGACAAAAAAACAGUUGUUUUCUUUCCCUUUUUUUUUGCCUCCAAAUGAGGAACGUUGUUGUUCAACGUCUCCAGAUUUACUAUAACCCCUUUAAUAGAGAAUUUGGCAGUUGAAGCAAUCAAAUCCUUAAACCAGCUUGUGGCGCCACAGAUUUUGAGCUGAAGACUGCACCCAGUCUCACUCGUCCAGAAGACAAAUGACACCACUUGUAUCAUUAGAGCUUUCCUCUUCUUUUUUUACAGUAUCUGAAAUUAUUUUAAAUGUUGUCAUUUUAAAUUUCAUACUGUUCCUUGUUAUACAUUUGCUGAUCUUGUAUGUAUUUAUGUGCUUAAAAGAAAAGCAUUUUUUUUAAUCAGGUGCCUCCAGUCCGUAGUAGCACUUUACCGUUUCUGCCACUCUGCUCUUCUUUCAGUCACACAAAGGGCUUCGCUCACUGUAGGCCUACUGAUCACCAAAGUAUUACAGAGUAUUUGACUACAGGUACCAGAAGGCAGGGCAGGAAACAAACCAAUCUUUCACAGGAAAUUUUGGUGAAACAGUGAAAAAGGCUCCGAGCCCCCUGGUGGUCAAUUCAAGAUUAAUAUCCACUAAGGUUUGUGUCUCGGUUUUAAGAGCUUAUGUUCAAAAUGUCUGUUGUUUAUAAUUUAUCACUAUUAAUUUGUGGAGUAUAAAAAAGAUUAUAAUGGUUCUGUUUAUCAUCAGUCGACACUCUACAUCUUUUUUUUUCUCCAACAUGAAAUGAAACAAAGUGAAGAUUGACAUUGGAAACACUGGACCUUCUAAUAGACAUAAACACAGCCCUUUUCAGUUUGCGGCACGUCUUCUUUAAAAGGCUUGUGUUUCCAGAAUGUCGUUGUGAUGGAUCCGGUGCUUUGAGUUGAAGAGCUGAACCCUUUGAACUCCGUCCAUUGAAUAUUGACAGAUACACAAAGCGUGUGUGAGCUCAUAAUUGAUAUACUAACCCUCUCUGAUUUGCAUAUUUUCUAAUUAAAAAAUAACAAAACUGUGCUCUUACCACUCCAAAUCGAACUGAAUCGCAGUCAGAAUGUAGCUCCCAGCCUAAUUAAUAGUGUUAGUAUAUUAUGGUAAUCGCAGUUUUAUCGUUAUUGUCAUGUAAAUACAAAACCCCUCGAUAAACCAGCACCAAAAUGAAUGUCUUGGUAACAGCUUGUUCGUUUGUUUCACCAACAAUUUUUUUCCCUAAAAAUGAGUGUUAUAUCCAUGCAUUUAAUCCCUUCAAAUUGCCCCCAAAUAGUGAAGAAAUUACAUUUUCUGACAUUUUCAGUGUCCUGCUGUUACAUUGAAUCAUCCGUUAGUUUUUUGUUUUUUUAAAGGCUACCUCAUUUUGACUGUUCUGGGAAUAUUUAUGGGAUUUAUUAAAUGGGUACUGUCAGUUCAUGAAAAGGUGAACUGCUAGGCUUGCUGUCUCUUGACCUCAGUUUGAAACAUCUUGAGCUUGAAGAAAAGAUGCUUGGGCACAUUUGUCAAGCUUCACUUUGAAUGUUGCUGCUGGAGAGAAUUAUGAAAUUACAGUACAGUUUAUUUUAUAGAGGAUGGUCCACUGUUUCAAAUGCUUAAGGAGAUAAUACAUUUUCCUUUUUUUAAACUAUUUAACCAGUACUUAACAUCCCUGGCUGGUUAGAAAAUUCCACACCAUGGGGAACCUUUCCAAGCUUUCCAAAACUUCCCAUAACAUAGCCUCAAAAGGCUAAUCUUUGUUGAUCUUUGUUGUCACUUAACAACUUCUAUAUAGCUAGAUUUCCCAAAGGUUUGUUUUCCUGCCCGGCUGACAGAUACUGCUGUAGACCUCAGUUUUAAAAAACUGCUGACAGACAAGAACCUGUAGUCAAAACUGAAAACCGUGCUCCAAUCGGGAUAUCAGUCUCAUUUGGUAGAUAAAGCUCAACUGGAAUAACAGAAUGCCACAAGUGUCGAGAACUCCCAAACACCUGCCAGCCUACAAUGCUGUACAUUUUUACACUAGAGAUUUUAAUGAUUGUAUCAAAGUCACUAACUUUAUAGUGUUAGUUUUUACAAAUCAUACACGUUGACAGUAUUUAAAGCAGAUAUUUUUAGUAGACCGUGUGAAGUGUAGGAUCAGUUUCUUGCCCUUUGCCAAUCAAAUAGCUAAGACCACGAGAAUGUGCGUAGUUGAAGGCGUUUCAUUACCAGCGUUCAUGCUUCUCCAUACAAAGAACACAUUCAGUCAAGUGAUGCUUGUAACAGUCAUUAAGAGAAGAAAAAAAAAGACCAGGAAGUAAGCAAGCACUACAGAGAUGAUGCACUUCUUGGUGAGAAGGUAGUAGGAAACACUAGUCCAACAGUAUUUCAUUAUUCAGCAUCGUUGGUCGGUCUCUUAAAGGGGAGGUUUAAGCCCCAAGUGAAAUGACCAGUGCCGUUUUGAGCUGCUGACACUCAGACUGCUUGAGCUAGGGGGAAUUUUCAGAAAUAUUCAAGUAUCUGAAGUGUGUGAAACACUACAGAGGUAGAGAGUAAUACAGUUUCUAUUUCAGUGAAUGUACAGCAAACAUUUUCAACACCAAUCUCGUUGUACACUGUAUAAUAACAGAGGGCAUUCAUUUAACAAUCGACGUUCACCAGUAAAAAAAAAAAUGGUCACAAUCUGCUUGGCCCUAAGAUUUUAAACAAUUACACAUUGUUAGAUUUAACAGAAUUCUAAUUUUCUGGUAAGUCAGUUAAAUGGUCAACUUCCUGUCAUUUUAGUUUACAGCCGUUUGUGGACUGAUGUACCAACAAUCCCCCGAUGCCUUAAAAUGACUGAAAGCCCAUGUAAAAGCUUAACAUCUCCAGCUUUGUGACUUGAGGAGCACCAUACAAUGGGCAGACAUGCAAUUACUGUUAAAAAUCUUUUUUAAAAGCAAUUCUCUUGCAAAUUAUAUGUAGCAAAGUGUCUCGCCAAUGAAAAAAAAGAAAAAAAAGUUUCCAGUCCAUGCUAAGGGGAUUGUAUUCUGAAUAUCAUUAAAAAAGGAGCCGAAUCAUUUUACAUUUGGCAAAACAAACAUUUUGAUGUCAAAACGCCUCAUGUUAGAGGGCAUGAGCAAUAUUUUAAGUACUUAAAGUUCAGAGAAUACCCAACUGCUAGAACAUCUAAAGUGUGAGUAUUUUUUCCCCCCUUUAAAUUUUAGCUGCCCGCUACCUCUAUUCUGUUUCACCAUUUGGUUAUAAAGUUGACAGAUUUUCUCCAGUAGCCUACAGUCUGAGUUUUCAGCACGUUUUUUUUUUAAAAACAAAGAAA